Molecule: messenger RNA, 294 nt
Organism: Dovyalis caffra
Lineage: Eukaryota; Viridiplantae; Streptophyta; Magnoliopsida; Malpighiales; Salicaceae
Source: the annotation of a GenBank genome assembly
AUGAGGGACCUUUCAAAAUUAGAGAAAAGGUGGGAGGCUGUGGCUUAUAAGUUCGGUUUUGCUCGAACACUCGAAGCUCCACCUUACAUUUCAUAUUCCGGAUCAUCGUCGACUUGGUCGGCACGAGAAGAAUCGAGGAAUAGAGUUUUUAGUAAAUGGGCUAAGAUUAUGGAGGUUUCGUGGGAGAAGGACACUAACUUGUGGCAAUUUGAAGAGAAGGUGCGGGACUACCUCACUUCAAUUCCGACGAGGGCAUCGGACCUUUACGGUAGGGGUGGUUUGUCACGGUCCUAG